Messenger RNA from Macrosiphum euphorbiae (potato aphid), 375 nucleotides. Lineage: Eukaryota; Metazoa; Arthropoda; Insecta; Hemiptera; Aphididae. The record is from the annotation of a GenBank genome assembly.
AUGGCCAACGGCAGUGGCGGCAGUGGCGGCGGCGGAGGGUUCGAGGCACUGCAAAACGUGGCGCCCAACGUUUUUCCGCCCAUAUACAUACCGGCCGGGCCUGGGUCUAACGGCACUAAUGCCACCAACUAUAGCGAGGCCAUAGAGCGAGAAUACGUCGAGGACUACGUUUUCCAGUCCGCUUUCUCGUUCGUCUAUCUGCUCAUAUUCACGCUGGGCGUGUUCGGCAACGUGCUAGUCGUGUACGUCGUGUGGGCCAACAAGCACAUGCGCACCGUCACCAACAUAUUCAUCGUCAACCUGGCCGUGUCCGACAUCAUGCUCUGCGGGCUGGCCGUGCCGUUUACACCGCUCUACACCUUCACCGGUGAGUAA